Molecule: messenger RNA, 1954 nt
Organism: Puma concolor (puma)
Lineage: Eukaryota; Metazoa; Chordata; Mammalia; Carnivora; Felidae
Source: RefSeq, a predicted model, not a curated record
CUCCAUUUGCACAGCAGGGACAGAGGCAGGAGACGCCAUGACCCCCACCCUCACGACCCUGCUUCUCCUCGGGCUGAGUGUGGGACCCAGGACCCGAGCGCAGGCAGGGACCCUCCCUGCACCCUCCCUCUGGGCUGAGCCAGGCUCUGUGGUCCCUUGGGGUAGCACUGUGACCAUCUGGUGUCAGGGAAUCCUGGAGGCCCACGAGUUCCAUCUGGAUAAAGAUGGACACCCAAUGCCCUGGGACAGACGGAAGCCACUGGAGCCUGGGAACAAAGCCAAGUUCUCCAUCAGAUACAUGACAGAGCAGUAUGCAGGCCGAUAUCACUGUUCCUGUCAAAGCCCCACUGGCUCCUCAGAGGGCAGUGACCCCCUGGAGCUGGUGGUGACAGGUUCCCAUGCCAAACCCCGUCUCUCAGCCCUGCCCAACCCCAUGGUGACUUCAGGAGGGAAGGUGACCCUCCAGUGCACCUCAUGGACGGAAUUCCAUAGGUUCGUCCUGAUGAAGGAAGGAGAACCCAGACCCGUCUGGACCCUGGACUCCCAGCAACCCACCAGUGGACAGUUCCAGGCCCUGUUUCCUGUGGGCCCUGUGACCCCCAGCGCCAGGUGGACAUUCAGAUGCCAUGGCUAUUUCAACAACACUCCCCAGUUGUGGUCAUACCCCAGUGACCCCCUAGAACUGCUGGUCUCAGGUGAGGGAGUCUGAUUUUUUGUGUCCAGGAAGCCCCCCCUCCUGACCCAGCAGAGCCCUUUCUUGACCCCUGGACAGAGGCUGACCUUCCAGUGUUGCCCUGAUGUCGGCUAUGACAGAUUCUCUCUGUACAAGGAGGGGGCACGUGACCUUCCCCAGCACCUUAGCCUGCAGUCCCAGGCUGGGCUCUCGGGGGCCGACUUCCUCCUGGGCCCAGUGAGUGGCUCCCACGGGGGCCGGUACACAUGCUAUGGUGGACACAACCUCUCCUCCGAGUGGUCGGCCCCCAGUGACCCCCUGGACAUCCUGGUCACAGGGGUCUACAGAAAACCUUCCCUCUCAGCUCAGCCAGGUCCCCUGGUGAAAUCAGAAGGGAACAUGACCUUGCAUUGUCGCUCAGAGAUCCAGUUUGAAAGCUUCGUUCUUCACAGUGAGAGCUAUCCAAGGCAGCCCCAUCGUGAGGGUUCCCAUGCCAACUUCAUCAUGGGUCCUGUGACAGCUGCCCAUGCAGGGACCUACAGGUGCUUCGGUUUUCUGAAUCACUCCUUCUAUGAGUGGUCUACCCCCAGCGACCUCCUGGACAUCAUGAUCACAGGUCUACAUAAGAAACUUUCUCUCUGGGCCCAGCUGGGUGCCGUGCUGAGUUCAGGAGAGAACAUGACCCUGUCCUGCUGCUCAGAGAGCAACUUGGACGUGUACCAUCUACCCAGGGAUGGGCAGCUCCGUGGGCACCAGCUGGCUGAGGGGCAGAGGCACGAUGGUGCAUCCUGGGCCCACUUCCUUCUGGGUCCCGCAAAACCAGCCCUGGGUGGGACCUACAUAUGCCAUGGCUCUUUCAACUCCUCUCCCUGUGAAUGGUCAGGCCCAAGUGACCUACUGUACCUUUCUGUCACAGGAAACCUGUCAAGUAGUUGCCUUCCAUACAGAGAACCAAACUCCAAAACUGGUAACCCCAGACACUUACAUGUUCUGGCUGGCCCUUUAGUGGCCAUCGUCUUCCUCACCAUCCUUCUUUUUUUCCUCACUCAUCGCUGGUGCCAUGCCACAAAGAAUGCUGCUAUAAUGAACAGAGAGCCUGAGGUGGACAGAAUGGUGAGUAGGGAGGAUCCUCCAGCAGAAGACGCACAGGAGGUGACAUACACAGAGUUGGGUCAUUGCAUUUUCACACAGCAAAAAACCACCCCCACUUCCCAGGGGCCCAAGGAACACUCGAGUGAUGCCAGUGUAUACAUGGAAUUUGUAAGGCCAAUCAAGGCUUGA